Sphenostylis stenocarpa is the source of this 1791-nucleotide messenger RNA. NCBI's taxonomy places the organism in Eukaryota, Viridiplantae, Streptophyta, Magnoliopsida, Fabales, Fabaceae. The record is from the annotation of a GenBank genome assembly.
AUGAAUCGGAGUUUCAGGGCUCAGGAGUCGCAAAUGCACUCUGCAUUGAAGCGUAGGGAGCAGCAACUUGGGGGUUUUAGGGCUUCGGUGAUGAAGGAGAAGGAGGAGGAACUCGCAAUGUUUCGGGAGAUGAAGAAGCGCGAGAAGGAGCGGAAUGAUCUUCUGCUCAACAGCUCCGAGGAGUUCGAUGCACCUCUAGGGUCGAAUGCUGGCGCUAAUCCCAUAUUUAGCAUUUCUUCUUCUACUCCUGCUCCUGUGAGGAAGACCGGUGUUGAUGAUUUUCUCAAUUCGGAGAAUGAUAAGAAUGACUAUGACUGGCUUCUCACUCCUCCUGGUACUCCUCUUUUUCCUUCUUUGGAAAUGGAAGGUCGAAAGACUGUUAUGAGUCAGCUUGCUACUCCAACUACACGUCCUGUAGCAUUAAAGUCCAGGUUAUCAAAUCAUCAAUCAGAGCCUGCUGGGAAGACUAAUUUAGUAUCUAAACAACCUUCUUCCUCUCCUGGGUUGAGCUCUUCAAGUGGUGGAACUAGGAGACCUUCAUCAUCAGGGGGUCCGGGAUCACGACCUGCAACUCCUACUGGGCGCCCUACACUAACUGCAUCUUCAAAAUCAUCAAGACCUUCGACCCCAACACGAUCUACCUUACCUUCAACUAGGUCCAUGGCUGCUACAUCCAAGAACACAAUUUCCACCAUGAAACCUGCAGUUUCUACCACAAAGCCUUUGACUUCUGCCACUAAGACUCCAGUCCCUGCUGUUAAAUCCACAAUUCCUUCAAGAUCUUCUACACCUUUGUCAAGAUCUGCUGCAAGAUCUUCUACACCAACUAGCAGGCCUACAUUACCUCCUUCCAGGUCCACAUCAAGAGCAUCUACCCCAACCUGGCGACCCUCCUUACCGUCAAGUGAACCCAGUAUAUCUACUUCUUCAGUUAAAGCUUCUUUGAGCCCCAAGCCAGCUACUGUGGCAUCAAGGCAGGCAACUCCUGUGACAACAAGAAAGCCAGCUCCUGUGAACUCAAGGCAGCCACCAGUUCCAUCACGUGGUACUUCACCAACAGUGAGAUCAAGACCAUGGAAGCCGUCUGACAUGCCAGGUUUUUCACUUGAUGCCCCACCUAAUUUGAGAACAACAUUACCUGAUAGGCCACUAUCGGCAACUAGGGGCAGGCCUGGAGCACCAACUUCAAGGUCUUCAUCUGUUGAGCCUUCUUCUAGUGGAAGACCCAGACGACAAUCAUGCUCUCCUUCAAGAGGACGGGCUCCCAAUGGCGUUGUUCAUAUCAGUGGAAACUCUAUGCCGGCAGUUAGUCGUGGGCGCACCACCAAAGUAAAUGACAAUGUUAGUCCAGUUUUAAUGGGCACCAAAAUGGUUGAGAGGGUAAUAAAUAUGCGAAAACUAGCACCACCAAUGAUUGAUGACAAAAACUCUCCACGUAGUAAUCUAUCCGGCAAGUCAACUUCAUCUCCAGAUAGCUCAGGUUUUGGAAGAACACUUUCAAAGAAGUCCUUGGAUAUGGCUAUUAGGCAUAUGGAUAUAAGGAGAACCAUUCCAGGCAAUUUACGGCCAUUAAUGACAAAUAUUCCAGCAUCUUCUUUGUAUAGCGUGAGGUCUGGAUCUCAUCAUGGCCGAACAAUCAGUGUUUCAGGCUCUCCUCAUGCCACAAGCAGUAAUGCUAGUUCUGAACUGAGCGUUAACCAAAAUGGAAUUUGUUUAGAUAGCAGUGAAGUAGAUGAUGAUAUUGGCAGUGAGAGAUGUGGUCAAUCCCCUGCCAGUGUUCGGGGAAGGUAA